UUAAAACCACUAAUUACGUCCUACCAGAAAUAACAAAAUCAUCAUCUUUUAUAAAAAAAUCAAUCACUCUCUCUUGUCUUCUUCAUCUUCUCUGUUUGUGCCUUCCUCUUUAUCAGAAAUUGCAGCUUGUACGAAAACAGGUAAAUCUUCAUAUACGUAGAGCAAUCAAAUUUUUAGUUUUAAGGUUUUUUAUUAAGUUCAUAAAUUUAUGAUUUUGCUAUGAUCUAUUUAGGGUUUAAAUUAUGGCAAAGUUUACGAGAUUGAUAACAGCCAUGGAGCUGAGAGCCACGGUGGAGAAUCGAAUUCGAUACUCUACAAAACACAUUAAACACUUGCCACCUGGCUCAAUCACUGAGUUUGAUUGGAAGGAUUACUGUCCCGUUGGUUUCGGACUUAUUCAAGAACUUGAGGGUAUAGAUCAUGAUGAUUACUUGCUAUCCAUUUGCACUGAUGAGACUCUCAAGAAGAUUUCUUCUGGGAAAAUUGGAAAUGUCUUUCAUAUUUCCAAUGAUAACCGUUUUCUCAUCAAGAUUCUUCGAAAAUCCGAAAUUAAGGUGACACUAGAGAUGCUUCCACGUUACUACAGACAUAUUAAUUAUCACAGAUCAUCACUAUUCACAAGGAUUUUUGGUGCUCAUUCUGUGAAGCCUCUUGGAGGUGUUAAGACAUAUUUUGCUGUGAUGUCAAACAUGCUACAUUCAACGAUCUUUGUGAACAAGCUCUAUGAUCUUAAAGGUUCUCCGAAAGGUCGAUCUAACAAGAAAAUUGAAGUGAGAAACACCACUGUUUUGAAGGACAUCGAUUUCGAUUUCUGUUUCUACGUUGAUCCUUUGGCGAGACAACGCAUCAUCAAGCAAACAAAGCUAGAUUGCGAGCUUUUGGAAGAAGAAGGUAUAAUGGAUUAUAGCUUAUUGGUUGGUUUACAAUCUAAAGGCUCAUGUCAAGGUUCACUUGAUGGAUUGAACCCGGUUUACGGUAGCUUCGCACCUCCAAGCUCGUUCAAAAGCAAUAGCACAAAGUCGAUGAAGACGGCUUCUAGUUCUCCUGAUAGAUCUUCUGUAGCAAUGUAUUCAUGCUCUCCCGAUAGAGAUUCAGUCGAAAACGAAAUGUCAAUGACUAUACAAUCAGUGACAAGCAAUAGCGCAAGCUCAGAAACAAAUAUAUUAGCCACAACACUCAGUGACCUCUUUCACAAUAGCUCAAAUAUCAAUUUUGGGAUGAAGAUUCCAGCGAGGGCACGGCGAGUGACGAGAGAAACCGGAGAAGAAGAAUGGUACAAUGUUGUUUUGUAUAUAGGGAUAGUAGACACAUUUCAAGACUAUGGUAUGAAGAAACGCAUAGAACAUUGUUACAAAUCCAUUCAAUAUAACUCAAACUCAAUCUCAACCGUCCAUCCUAAGAUCUACUCUUCUAGAUUCCAAGACUUUGUCUCCAACAUCUUCCUACCUCACGACGAUGAUCUCUCUUCGAAAUAUUGAGUUGUUUGUUAUUUUUGAUUUCCAAGUGGAAUUAUUAGAGUGUUAAGAGGUACACUUCUUACGACCCAAGUUGGUG
Arabidopsis thaliana (thale cress) is the source of this 1554-nucleotide messenger RNA. RefSeq names its product phosphatidylinositol phosphate kinase 10 (gene PIPK10). Gene Ontology annotation, molecular function: phosphatidylinositol kinase activity; 1-phosphatidylinositol-4-phosphate 5-kinase activity. The transcript has 9 exons. Lineage: Eukaryota; Viridiplantae; Streptophyta; Magnoliopsida; Brassicales; Brassicaceae. The record is from RefSeq and is marked reviewed. The coding region runs from base 243 to 1478 and encodes 411 amino acids. Gene Ontology annotation, biological process: phosphatidylinositol metabolic process.